Coturnix japonica (Japanese quail) is the source of this 2982-nucleotide messenger RNA. Its product is annotated as proton-coupled amino acid transporter 1-like. Gene Ontology annotation, biological process: glycine transport; proline transmembrane transport; proton transmembrane transport. NCBI's taxonomy places the organism in Eukaryota, Metazoa, Chordata, Aves, Galliformes, Phasianidae. Gene Ontology annotation, molecular function: L-proline transmembrane transporter activity; L-alanine transmembrane transporter activity; amino acid:proton symporter activity. Gene Ontology annotation, cellular component: vacuolar membrane. The record is from RefSeq and is a predicted model, not a curated record.
CUCACGCAUGCGCCGGCCGGGCGCGGUCAGCUGAGCGGGCUGUCACGUGACUGCGCGGCCGAAGGAGCGGGGCCGGCCCGGGGCGGCGUUGAGGGCCGGAUGUCCCUGCUGACGCUGCUCCAUCCUCAGGGGCCAUGUCCACCCGACGGCUGCGCAGUGAGGACUACAACGACUACAGCUCCACCGAUGUGACCCCGGAGGGCAGCCCACCUGCAGGCAUCAAUGGCUUCGCACGGCCCGAGUCCUACCAGCGCUUCGGGGAGAGCAAUGGGACCACGUGGUACCAGACCCUCAUCCACCUCCUGAAGGGGAACAUUGGCACCGGGCUGCUGGGGCUGCCCCUGGCUCUGAAGAAUGCCGGCAUCCUGUUGGGUCCCUUGAGCCUGCUGGUGAUGGGUGUUGUGGCUGUGCACUGCAUGAGCAUCCUGGUGAAAUGUGCCCACCACUUCUGCUACAGGUUCCAGAAGCAGUUUUUGGACUACGGGGGAGCUGUGAUGUAUGGGCUGGAGUCAACACCCAGCGCCUGGCUGAGGACACACGCCAUCUGGGGAAGGCGUGUGGUGGGACUCUUCCUGAUCCUCACUCAGUUGGGUUUCUGCUGUGUGUACUUUGUCUUUCUGGCUGACAAUCUGAGACAGGUUGUUUCCUCUGCCAACAGCACCACCUUUGACUGCCAGUCCAACAGGACAGUGACCCUCACGCCCACCAUGGACUCCCGGCUCUACAUGCUCUCCCUGCUGCCUUUUGUGGUGCUGCUGUCGUUCAUCCAGAAUCUCAAGAUCCUGUCCAUCUUUUCCAUGCUGGCCAACCUGGCCAUGCUCAUCAGCCUUGUAGUGAUCUACCAGUACAUUGUCAGGGACAUCCCUGAUCCCAAAGCCCUGCCUCUCGCCGCAGCCUGGAAGACCUACCCUCUGUUUUUUGGCACGGCCAUCUUUGCUUUUGAAGGCAUCGGGGUGGUGCUGCCUUUGGAAAACAAGAUGAAGAACCCACGGCAGUUCCCUCUGAUCCUCUACGUGGGGAUGACGAUCGUUACCAUUCUGUACAUCAGCCUGGGUGUGCUGGGCUACCUGCGCUUCGGGGCGGCCAUCCAGGCCAGCAUAACGCUCAACCUGCCCAACUGCUGGCUGUACCAAGCUGUCAAGCUGCUCUUCUCCUUUGGGAUUUUCUUCACCUAUGCUGUGCAGUUCUACGUCCCUGCUGAGAUCAUCAUCCCUCCACUGGUUGCCCGUGUGUCAGAGCGCUGGGGCUGGUUGGUCAACUUGCUGCUGCGGGUGGUCCUGGUCAGCAUCACCUGUGUGCUGGCCAUCCUUAUCCCCCGCCUGGACCUCGUCAUCUCGCUGGUGGGCUCAGUCAGCAGCAGCGCGCUGGCUCUCAUCUUCCCCCCACUGCUGGAGAUCGCCACUUUCUACACAGAGGGCAUGCAUCCACUGCUCAUUGUCAAGGACGUGCUCAUCAGCCUCUUCGGCUUCGUCGGCUUCGUGGUGGGCACCUACGAGGCGCUGGUGGAGCUGGCAACGCCUGCUGCUGUCAUCAACGGCACCAGCACCGCGGGGCAGUGACAGUCCGUGCUGGGUGGUGGCACGCAGGCUGGGUGCUCAGCCUUCUCCUCCUGCAGAACGCGGUGGGUUUGGGCUGUGAGGGGUGUGGGGGUGGCACAGCACUCAUCCCCUCCACACUCCUGUACAUAGUUACUUUGGGAAGGGGGGGAGGGGAUCCUGGGCUUGUGGACAUUUUUUACUGUUAUUUUAUCUAUUUUAUUUUGAAUCCUUCCCAUAUUUCCCCCGCAUCCCAUCACUCUGGCUUCUCCGUGCCAGUUUAUUGGUGUUUUUCAUUCCCCCCCCCCUACCUCUCAGCACUUUAUUUUACAGCAACAAAGAAACCUCAGCUCAGUUUGGAGGAGCAGAGCUGCCUCCUCACCCUGGCCCUCGGGGAUGCAGAGCAGCGCUGGGUGCGAGCAUUGCUGGUGCAGGUCCUGCUGUGCUCCGGUUUCCAGCUCUUUCAUGCAGAGAGGGCUGGCAUUGGAAGAUUCUGUUUGUUCCUUUUUCUUUCUCCUUGCACACAUACCCCUCACACGGUUUUUGGCAUUAGGAAUUCAGGUGUGCAGAGCCUGUGCUCUGCAGAAACACAGCGCCUCGUUUGCUGCACUCUUGCUGCAUCUGCAGCCUCCCACUGAAUGUCACACCCCCAAAAAGAACAAUGAUAAUGUUCUUUUCCUUCCUGGCCCCUGUGGCAGCUCCCAGCAGGAGGCAGCCCAUUGCACUGCUUCCUCUCCUCCUCCUGCUGCUGGUAUUGGGGCAGGUGCACGUUGGGCACAGACUCUGGCCUUGCCACACUUUGCCUUUCUGCUGCUUUUUAUUUGUUGUUUUAGAAGGCAGAUGAGAGCAAAUCCUCCAUUGGGUACUUCUUACUGGUGGUGCAGCUGCACUAAGGAGAGAAAUAGCACAUAGAAUGGUGUGUGUGCAGCCAGCAGGGCUCUGGGCUCCCUGCAGAUGGGAGAGGUGCAAUAUCUGUGCCCGGUGCUGGCACUGCUGUCCCCUGGCAGGGGAUGCCUGGCAGUCCUAGCAGGAGGGACAGCCCUGUUCUGGGGUACAGCUGUGUGAUGUGUGUGUCUCCAGCACUGGGGUUAGUGGGUUUGCUGGAGUGGGACAUAGCACUGAGUUUGCUUUGCACUCACGGGGCACCAUGUCAGCGUCAAGCAGUGUCUGGUGAAGUUUUGCUUGUAUUGGGCUGAAGCACAGUGGGCUGGUGGGAAACAUGUGGGAUACCAGGAGGACCUGGUAUGGGACCAGAGGGACACGGAACUGUGAUGCUUGUGUAUUGUAGCUGCUCUGUGACCAGGGGAAUCAUGUACAUACAAAGGUGAUUAAUGUCUGUUUUGUGUGCCUAUGGAUAUUGUCAGCGUGGGUCGGUGCCCACUGCUGCAGCACCUGAAUCAUGUAUCUCACUUUAAUCAAUAAAUAAGAGUUAUUUUUUACAUGGAAA